Messenger RNA from Propithecus coquereli (Coquerel's sifaka), 750 nucleotides. RefSeq names its product chromosome unknown open reading frame, human C20orf62. The record is from RefSeq and is a predicted model, not a curated record. NCBI's taxonomy places the organism in Eukaryota, Metazoa, Chordata, Mammalia, Primates, Indriidae.
CUGUGCGGAUGGCCAUCUCCAGGGAGCCCAUGGCGGCAUUCCACGACAGAAGGGGGCAGCUCAAAGCCAGCUGGGAUGGUGGCCACUGGAGCGAGACCCUUCUUCUCCCCUCCUGGUCUCCGCCCCCCACCUGUGGAGGACAAUCACCCACCCAGGAGGAAUCACCUCACCCAGGAGGCUAUUCCCCUUACCCACGUGGCUUGCAGCCAACACCUGACUGGCACAAAGAGUGGCACAAUUAGGAUUUGAAUCCAUGUACGUGACAGGGAACCACAGAGCUGGUAAGCUAUUUAAAGACCUCCUUUCUUGGCUGGAGACAUAGAAUCCAUCCAAAUGGUGCCACCUCCGAGAAGCCUUACUGUCCAUUCCAUGGAGGACCGUGGCUUUUUAGAAACUGCCUCCUUAGUGGCCUUGGCCCACACCACCCUCCUUCCUGCUUUCAGGCUUGGUGGGGGGAUCCUUUCCCUGCUUGGAAGACCUUCCCUUGUAUCCUCCUUCGUAUGGCCCUCCGAAUAUGCUGGUUGAGAGCCCAGCACCAGAAUCCCACCAACCUGGGUUUGAAUCCCAGCUCCGCCAUACAGGAACUGUCUGACCUUGAAAGUGUUCUUGAGCCUCUUUGAGCUUCAGAUUCCUCAUCUGAACAAUACUAGAUACUACCUUGAGAUUGCCUCAAGGAUCAAAUGAGAGAUAGUUGAUGUUAAACAAUUAGCCCAGCUCCUGGUGUGUAAUAAAGCACUCAAUAAAUGUUAA